GUCCCAGCGAUACAGCAUCCAAUUCAUUAAAUAAGAUCUUCUGAAGUCUUCGCAAAGAGAAGACUCGCAGAAUAAAACACACGAAGCCAAAAUAAAACCCUAAUCUCCGAUCAAUUAACUUCAAUAUCAGAUCACUCCCACACAACAAAACCAUGAUUCUUUAGAGAAAUUGAAUUGUAUUCACAAGAUCAAAGUAAUGGAUCUUCAUUCCAGAUCUGUAAGGUAUAUUACAGUUUGGGUUUUGAUUAUCACCAUCGUUAUUAGCUUGUCUGGAAGUCCUGUAACUUCUGAGAAUCGACGCCCAAAGAAUGUUGAGGUAGCUCUUCGUGCUAAGUGGUCUGGAACUCCAUUUCUAUUAGAAGCCGGUGAAUUACUUUCUAAAGAAUGGAAGGACUUGUUCUGGGAAUUCAUUGAGGUCUGGCUACGUUCCGAGAAUGAUUCUGAAACCUCUUCAGCCAAACAUUGUGCUAAAAAAAUUGCCAAACUUGGACGCUCCCUUCUCAGUGAACCUUUAUCAUCAAUAUUUGAGUUUUCUCUGACUCUCCGGUCGUCAUCCCCCAGAUUAGUGCUUUAUCGGCAGUUAGCCGAAGAAUCUAUAUCUUCUUUUCCUCAAGCAGAUGAAUCCAACUCGAGGCAUGUGGCUGCUGACACUCUAGAAGAAGGUGUUGAGAGCUUUGGAAGCAAAGGAGCAGAUAACAUGCUGAUAGGCACGAAUCCAGAAGGUCCUAGUGGAAAAUGUUGCUGGGUUGAUACUGGUGCGGUUCUGUAUUCUGAUGUUUCCGAAUUGCAAUUGUGGCUUGACUCGCACACGGGAUCGUCUAGAGAUUCAUUUGAGCCGCCUGAAAUUUAUGAUUUUGAUCAUGUGCAUUUUGAUUCCAUUACUGAGAGUCCAGUUGCGAUUUUGUACGGGGCACUUGGAACAAAUUGUUUUAAAGCUUUUCACGUUGUCCUAGCCGAAGCAUCUCGAAAGGGAAGAGUAAAAUACGUUGUCAGGCCUGUAUUACCUUCUGGAUGUGAAGCAACAACUGGCUCCUGUGGUGCUGUUGGUACAGGGGAUGCCCUUAACUUGGGUGGUUAUGGUGUAGAACUUGCAUUGAAAAAUAUGGAGUACAAAGCUAUGGACGACAGUGCAAUAAAGAAAGGUGUUACUCUAGAAGAUCCUCAGACUGAAGACCUGUCUCAAGAUGUUAGAGGAUUCAUAUUCUCCAAAAUAUUGGAGCGCAAGCCUGAGAUGACAGCUGAAAUAAUGGCAUUUAGAGAUUAUCUUUUAUCCUCAACAGUAUCGGAAACACUGGAUGUUUGGGAAUUAAAAGAUUUAGGGCACCAAACUGCACAGAGGAUAGUUCAUGCUUCUGAUCCUUUGCAGUCGAUGCAGGAGAUCAACCAAAAUUUUCCUACUGUAGUUUCAUCCCUGUCACGCAUGAAGAUCAAUGAGUCUAUUAAGGAGGAAAUUCUAGCUAACCAGCGAAUGAUUCCACCUGGAAAGUCCUUAAUGGCUGUGAAUGGUGCUUUAAUCAAUAUCGAAGAUAUUGAUCUCUAUCUGUUGCUUGACAUGGUUCAUCAGGAAAUCUCUUUGGCUGAUCAAUUUUCAAAACUUAAGAUUCCAAGACGGACUAUAAAAAAACUUCUGUCAACUUUACCACCUUCUGAAGCGAGUUCAUUUCGCGUUGAUUUUCGUUCAACCCACGUUCGUUAUCUCAACAAUCUGGAGGAAGAUGAUUUGUACAAGCGAUGGAGGAGCAACUUAAAUGAUCUUUUGAUGCCAGUUUAUCCUGGCCAAAUGAGAUAUAUCCGCAAAAAUUUGUUUCAUGCAGUUUAUGUUUUUGAUCCAGCUUCUGUCUGUGGGCUUGAGUCUGUCGACACGAUUUUAUCAAUGUAUGAAAAUAAUUUUCCCAUAAGAUUUGGUGUCAUACUCUACUCAGCAAAGUUGAUCAAGAAGAUUGAACAGCAAGCUGGUAAACUACCUCUAUCCUCUGUAGGGAAGGAUGACAGUAUGGAGGAUAUAUCCAGCCUGAUUACACGUCUAUUCUUAUAUAUUGAGGAGAAUCAUGGGCCUCGGCUGGCGUACCAGUUUCUGAGCAAUGUAAAUAAAUUGCGAAGCGAGGAAGAUCUUACUGAAGAAACACUUGAGGUGCAUCAUGUUGAAGGAGCAUUUAUUGAAACAAUAUUACCAAAGGUAAAAUCUCCACCUCAAGAUGUAUUACUGAAACUUCAGAAGGAGCUGACGUUCAAGGAGAGAGCUGAAGAAAGCUCCCUUUUGGUUUUCAACCUUGGCUUGUUUAAGUUGAAAUGUUGCCUCUUGAUGAACGGGCUUGUCUCUGAGUCAACUGAGGAUGCUGUGGUAAAUGCUAUGAAUGAUGAGCUACCCAGAAUUCAGGAACAAGUUUACUAUGGUCAUAUAAACUCACACACUGAUGUUCUGGACCAUUUUCUUGCUGAAAAUGGCUAUCGUCGCUACAAUCCACAGAUUAUUGGUGAGGAGAAGAAUCAGAAAAAGUUUAAAUCGCUUGCUGCCUCCAUUCUUGGAAGUGAUUCUGUGCUAAAUGAUAUAAGUUACUUGCACUCUCCUGGAACUGUUGAUGAUGUGAAGCCAGUAACUCAUCUCCUUGUUGUCAACCUAACAUCGAAAAAAGGGAUAAACUUACUCCGCGAAGGAAUACAUUACCUGAUGGGGGGAUCCAAAAGAGCCCGUCUCGGGGCAUUAUUUACCACCGCAGAUGUUGCAGGAUCACCAACUCCUCUUUUUGUGAACGUUUUCCGCUUCACUGUAGCCAAAUUCAGUUAUAAAAAAAAUGUGUUGGAGAUUUUGGACCAGCUAUGUGUACUUUUUGAGAGGGACAAUCUGUUUACGGUGGAGAAAGUUAUUGAGCUAGCCAAAGCAAAUAACUUGCCCGCUGAAGAGUUUGAAGCUUCUCUAUCAGAUGUUUCCAAAGAAUUGGUUAGGAGCCAUUUGGAUAAGGUUUCACAAUUUCUAUAUAGAGAAAUGGGGCUCGACUUUGGCGCUACUGGAGUGAUCACUAAUGGAAGGAUCAUGCUUCCUGCCCACGGGAGCACUUUUUCGCGAUACGAUCUUGAUCUUCUAGAAUCAGUAGAGUUUGGACAAAGAAUAAAACACAUAAUGGAAGCUGUCGAAGAAACAAAAUGGGAUGAUAUGGACCCGGAUAUGCUUACAAGCAAAUUCCUUAGCGACCUUAUCAUGUUUGUUUCUUCUUCAAUGGCUAUGCGGGAGCGGAGUUCUGAAAGUGCUCGUUUUGAAGUUCUGAAUGCCAAAUACAGUGCUGUUGUUUUUGACAAUGAUGACGCUAGUAUUCAUAUUGAUGCGGUCAUUGACCCAUUAAGUCCAUUGGGUCAAAAGCUUGCUCCACUCCUUCGUUUACUUUCCAAGUUCGUUCAACCAAGCAUGAGGAUUGUGCUUAAUCCAAUGAGUUCCCUAGUUGACAUUCCUCUGAAGAAUUAUUACAGAUUUGUAUUGCCAACAAUGGAUGACUUUAGCAGUUCUGACUUUGCAAUUAAUGGUCCUAAAGCAUUCUUUGCAAAUAUGCCGUUGUCCAAAACCCUGACAAUGAAUCUUGAUGUUCCCGAGCCAUGGCUUGUGCAGCCUGUUAUUGCCGUAUAUGAUUUGGAUAAUAUUGUGCUCGAGAACCUAGGUGAUACAAGGACAUUACAAGCCGUCUAUGAACUUGAAUCGCUUGUUCUUACUGGUCAUUGUUCUGAAAAAGACCAUGAAGCACCUCGAGGUCUUCAGUUGAUUCUUGGAACUAAGAGCAGGGCCCACUUGGUUGAUACGCUUGUCAUGGCCAAUUUAGGAUACUUUCAAAUGAAAGCCUCUCCUGGGGUUUGGUACCUGCAACUUGCGCCUGGUAGAAGCUCUGACCUAUAUGUACUUAAGGAACACGAAGAUGGAGAUGAAGUCCUACCAUUCAGAAAGCAGAUAACCAUAGAUGAUUUGCGGGGUAAACUAGUGCACUUGGAAGUAGUGAAGAAAAAGGGUAGGGAGCAUGAUCAGUUAUUAUCUUCAUCUGAUGAUGCUAACAACUUGGACGAAAGGAAGGGGAACUCCAAAAGCUGGAAUACAAAUUUGCUGAAAUGGGCAUCUGGAUUGAUUGGUGGGAGUGAACAUGAAAAGAGGAAAGGAGGUUCUGUGGAGCGAAAGGAUGGGAGACAUGGCAAGACCAUUAACAUAUUUUCAGUUGCUUCUGGGCACUUGUAUGAACGGUUCCUUAAAAUCAUGAUUUUGAGUGUUCUUAAGAAUACUCAUAGGCCAGUGAAGUUCUGGUUUAUCAAGAAUUAUCUUUCUCCUCAGUUUAAGAAUAUUAUACCACAUAUGGCACGAGACUAUGGAUUCGAGUACGAGUUAAUCACGUACAAGUGGCCGACAUGGCUACAUAAACAGAAGGAAAAGCAAAGAAUUAUUUGGGCAUAUAAAAUUUUGUUCCUUGAUGUUAUUUUUCCACUUUCGUUGGAAAAGGUUAUAUUCGUUGAUGCCGAUCAAAUUGUCAGGGCAGACAUGGGAGAGCUGUAUGACAUGGAUAUGAAAGGAAAACCUUAUGCCUAUACACCCUUCUGUGAUAACAAUAAGGAUAUGGAUGGUUUUCGGUUUUGGAGACAAGGAUUCUGGAAGGAGCAUUUGCGAGGAAGGCCAUAUCAUAUAAGCGCGUUAUAUGUGGUGGAUUUGUUAAAGUUCCGACAAACUGCAGCAGGAGACAAUCUGAGGGUUUUUUAUGAGACUCUCAGCAAGGACCCAAACAGUUUAUCUAAUCUUGAUCAGGAUCUUCCGAACUAUGCGCAGCAUACAGUACCGAUAUUUUCUCUCCCACAGGAAUGGUUGUGGUGUGAAUCGUGGUGUGGAAAUUCCACAAAAGCAAGGGCAAAGACCAUUGAUCUCUGUAACAAUCCCAUGACAAAGGAGCCUAAGCUUCAGGGAGCCAAAAGAAUUGUUACUGAGUGGCCGGACCUUGAUUUAGAAGCACGUCGAUUCACUGCUAGAAUUACUGGUGAGGAAAUAGAUGACGCAAAAGAGACUAUUACAACUUCAACUCAGGCAAAGAGUGAAGCAAGCUCUAUUGUAGAAGAAGAUAAAGAAUCCAAGUCAGAGUUGUAACAAAAUUUCAUGUGAUCAUCAGUACUUAUUUUUUUGAGAUCACCAGAAAUUUAGCAAUAUUGGAAUGUCAGAUUAUUCCAUGGCCGUGUCUCCCCUGCCUUAUAAAUUUAAGAUUUAGGUUAGCUUCUCAUUACACACCUGCAAAGAUAAAAUUGCAAGUGGUACCCAUGUGAUAUCCAGUAGCCAAUACAAGUAAGAGGUUAAAGCAAAGCCUCUCAGGAUAGUCAGAUUAGUCAAGUACGGAAGAAGUUUUGCAGCUAAUUUAUGUUAUGCUCCUGGGAUAAAUUUCAACAGUGGUAUAUUGUUACCAAAUGUAAUCUAUACAAUGAUGAAAGAGAGAUUUUGUCGAUGAUUUCUUAUU
Papaver somniferum (opium poppy) is the source of this 5462-nucleotide messenger RNA. RefSeq names its product UDP-glucose:glycoprotein glucosyltransferase-like. The transcript has 37 exons. Gene Ontology annotation, molecular function: UDP-glucose:glycoprotein glucosyltransferase activity. Gene Ontology annotation, cellular component: endoplasmic reticulum. The coding region runs from base 197 to 5101 and encodes 1634 amino acids. NCBI's taxonomy places the organism in Eukaryota, Viridiplantae, Streptophyta, Magnoliopsida, Ranunculales, Papaveraceae. The record is from RefSeq and is a predicted model, not a curated record.